GGCGGAAGCAGCCGGGUGGCGGGAGAACCCGUUACGGGAACCGGAGCUGUGGAUUAAUCCUGAUCAAGAUGACAACCUCCCAAAAGCACCGAGACUUCGUGGCAGAGCCCAUGGGGGAAAAGCCAGUGGGAAGCCUGGCCGGGAUUGGCGAAGUCCUGGGCAAGAAGCUGGAGGAAAGGGGCUUUGACAAGGCCUAUGUGGUCCUUGGUCAGUUUCUGGUGCUAAAGAAAGAUGAAGAUCUUUUCCGGGAAUGGCUGAAGGACACAUGCGGUGCGAACGCCAAGCAGUCCCGGGACUGCUUCGGGUGCCUUCGAGAGUGGUGCGACGCGUUCUUGUGAUGCUCUCUGGGGAGCCCCCGACCCCGAGCCCCAGCACUGAGUCUCCAGAGUUUGCAGCCAAGUGAGGACUCCUCCCCCGUCCUCUACAAAGGAAAAGAUUGCAGUUGUCAUGCGCACGUCCCAUGUACUCCAGGGUCUUUUGGGAGUUCUCUCCCCUCACCAUUUCAACUUUUUUGGAAUUCUUAUCCUUGCAUGCAUCCCCCUUCUCCUUUCCCUGCCAGUUUCGUGACAGCAGUUACCAGCUUUUCUGAGUGAUUCCUGGCCCUGUCCCUGCCCCCCCUGCUCCCACCUCUGGUCUGUUUUAUGCCGUUUGGCCCUCUUUCUGGCAGAACAGUCACUGUCCUUGUAAAGUUUUUUAAAUCAAUAAAGUCAGUGGCCUUCAUGA
Lipotes vexillifer (Yangtze River dolphin) is the source of this 723-nucleotide messenger RNA. It is a transcript of the gene BANF1, whose product is annotated as barrier to autointegration nuclear assembly factor 1. The coding region runs from base 69 to 338 and encodes 89 amino acids. Gene Ontology annotation, cellular component: condensed chromosome; nucleus. Lineage: Eukaryota; Metazoa; Chordata; Mammalia; Artiodactyla; Lipotidae. The transcript has 3 exons. Gene Ontology annotation, molecular function: DNA binding. The record is from RefSeq and is a predicted model, not a curated record. Gene Ontology annotation, biological process: chromosome organization.